Pichia membranifaciens NRRL Y-2026 is the source of this 1937-nucleotide messenger RNA. RefSeq lists its product as hypothetical. The transcript has 2 exons. Gene Ontology annotation, molecular function: GTPase activity; GTP binding; molecular adaptor activity. Gene Ontology annotation, biological process: actomyosin contractile ring assembly; protein localization to bud neck; division septum assembly. Gene Ontology annotation, cellular component: microtubule cytoskeleton; septin ring; cell division site. The record is from RefSeq and is a predicted model, not a curated record. Lineage: Eukaryota; Fungi; Ascomycota; Pichiomycetes; Pichiales; Pichiaceae. Bases 357 to 1544 code for a protein of 395 amino acids.
CGACAGGCCCGACCCCCGUUAAGGGCCCAGGCCGGACGGUGUUUGUUUGUGUGGACUGAGACACGUUUCGCGCGUUUGCUGUUUUUCCCAGUGCGGAACGUUACCUGUCUGCGACGUGUGUGAAGCCGAGUUGGGGAUGGUGAUCUGGCACGAAGAUGCGUGCGGUAAACAGAGAUGGAAGAGAGCGGUUCAGGUCUGGGGACAUCGAGAGAGAGACAGACAAGAGCUGUUUUGGAUAUAGAUAGCGUCACGACAGAGACAUAGAGGAUAGAUUAAUCACAAUGGUCACAGUUAUUGAGAGCUCAUCUGCUUUGAGAAAAAAGAAGAUCCUGAAAAAAUCCUUGAACUUCACCAUCAUGGUGAUUGGCCAGUCGGGAAGCGGCAGGUCGACGUUCAUCAACACGCUCUGCGACCAGCCGAUUGUCGACUCGUCGUCGACGGUGAGUCUGUACUCACCGGAGGAGCUGUCGUACCCCGACAGGGAGCUGCAGCUGCGGAAGUCGAACGUUGAGCUGGAGGACAACGAGGGGGUGAAAAUCAGUCUGAACAUCAUCGACACCCCAGGUUUUGGCGACUCUAUCGACAACAACGUGUCGUUCAAAAUCAUCAAGGACUACAUAAAGUACCAGUUUGACGAAAUUCUUGUUGAGGAAUCCCGGUUGAGAAGAAACCCGCGGUUCAAGGACGGGCGGAUCCACGUGUGCCUCUACUUCGUUGCGCCAACCGGGCACGGACUCAAGGAGAUCGACGUUGAGAUCAUCAGGCAGUUGGGCGACUACGUGAACAUUCUGCCCUGCAUCAGCAAGGCGGACUCGCUCACCGUGGAGGAGCUGAAGCUGAACAAGCGGUUGGUGGCGGAGGACAUCGAGCACUACAAGCUCCCAGUCUUCGACUUCAACAACGAGUACUUCUCCUACGACGACAACCUCGACGACGACACCGCGGAGCUCAACAAGUACCUUCAGAGGGCGAUUCCUUUUGCCGUGAUGGGCUCCAACGCCACGACGAAGGACCCCGUCACAGGAGAAAUCAAGAGAAUCAGAAAGUACCCCUGGGGCACCGUCGACAUCUUCGACAACGACAUCAGUGACGUCGCCACGUUGAAAAACACCCUCCUCAUCACCCACCUCAACGAGUUCAAAGACUUCACGCACGAGGUCCUCUACGAGAACUACAGAACAAAGACCUUGGGCGACGCCAGCGGCCCCGGGCUCGACGUCAACGACUCCAUCCACACCGCCAACACAAGCACCAGCAACCUCGGCACCCCGAGCCUCUCUGCCGGCGCCGCCGGCAGAAACAUCUCCCAGUCCACCACGCGGGAAACCGGCCUCGGCGAUUACGCCAACGACACCCUCGACCACAACCAGACCGACACCGACAUCCAGCUCAAGGAGGAGCAGAUACGCAAGGAGGAGGAGAGACUGCGUGCUUUCGAGGAGAGGGUGCAGAAGGACCUCCUCCUCAAGCGGGAGGAGAUCGAGGCCCGUGAGAGAGAGCUUGCCGAGCUCGAGCGGAGGCUUGCCGAGCAGAACAUCAGCUGAACACCUCCACCCUUCAGUAUUUACCUACCUGUGUACCUCUGUAGAUCAAGCAUCACCGUCCACCGCUCCGUCUGUGUUUCACAUGUCCUUCCCCCGGGCCGGGCCAGACCCUAUUCCCGUCCGGCCCCUCCCUCAUCUUCACAUGCUCCGGCGUCGUGUGCCGCAACGGCGGGGCUGUCGUGUGCAUGUGAUUGUGGCUCGGCGCCCGAGACAGGGCCGGAGGGGCUGCCAUAAAAGGAGGGGCCAGGCCGGCUCAGCAGGGAGUUCUGCUCUGCCCAGCUCGGCUUUGAUCUACGGCCUGCUGGUGUGCUGCUACCGGUUACACACACAUACUUCAACCACACAACACACACCAUGGGUCUUCAACAGAUUGCUCUCGACUUGUACAGCGAU